CUGAUAUUCAAUGCAUAUUGUUGCAAUGUGACAUUUUCGGAAGUAUAGAUGAACGAUUUUUCUUUUCAUUACAGUCUGUUGUUUUUGACAUUAAAAGUUCUGUUGCUUUGAUUUGCUUUGUCUCCUGAUUUGGGGUUCAAGAGCGGAGCCAAAGGGUUCAAACCGCAAGCAAUUCCAUAGAAAACCGCAUUCUCAUGGCAGACUUGAAGGUGAUUCCAACCCUUCAGGUGGCCCUCUUCGUGGGCUCCUGGAUCACUUCCUGGUGGUCCCUCGUCACAAAUGCCUUCCGCGUGACGCUGGGUGGCCACGGCUUUGACAUCGUCUACGCCGCUCCCGUAGCAGUUUUGCUGUUGGGUUUGUUCAUGACCAACUUGCAAGGCUUUCUGGAAGAGAAGCGCAGAGGCGACAUGCCCCUGGCGAAAGCGGCAGCUCUGGAUUUGGACCUGGCAUGUUUGCUUCACCGGCAUGGCAAAGAGCUUUGUGCAGGCAAGCCAAUCAAAGCUUGGGACCGUCUCAAGGUAAGACAGGCCCUUGGAAGAGGCAUCCCGCUCUCGAUGGUCUCCUUCUACAUCGCCAGCCGCAGCCUCGUGGAAGCGCCUGCCUGCCAGCUCCUGAUGACACUCAGCAGAAACGUCAUUGAGGGAACCAACAUGCCCAGCAAGGUUGCCGAGUUUGUUGAUAGCCACCCCUACAUUUGCCAGAUGGAUCUCCCUUUUGGCUUCGGACUUGGCUGUGUAAGCAAUCAUGAUGCUCUGCUCUUCUUGGAGGAUUGGACGAAUGUCCCAAACAACCUGCAAAGUUUGAACAGUGAGAGCAAGAGCAAGAUGCACGAUGUUGAAGGCACCAUUUGGAAAGCGGCCCAUUGUCAGGAAUCAACCUUUUCUCCAGGGAAAAGUGAACGCUGCAGCUAUGAACUCUGCGGGGGUUCGGAUUUGCCGAAUGGUUCCAUCCAAGCUUUCAAUGAAGUGGCAACACUCCUCGCUGUAGCAGAGAUGAAGAACAGCGACGAGCUGAGAGACAGCCUCAAAAGCUUAGUGUUUCGCUUCACCGGGGAGUGGCUGCUGUCCGCCGCCAUCCCUUACAAUAUGGUAAUCAAUGCUGUAUUGAAUCGAGUAAGCGUCUCUGGCGACCAGGCCUUCAUCAUCAAAUCUUGGAGGCACUGGCAGCCACAAGUUGUUUUAGGGGCACUCUUCCUGAUUGCAUCCAUGCUGCCACUCUCCAAACUCAUCGAAAGACAACGGCGCUUGAAGGAGCAGCGCCACAAGAUUCCAAUCCUCGUUCACCUCAGCCUAGACAUCCUUCUUCUGGAAAGUGCUAGCGUGUUCAUGCUAACAUCACACUUCAUCAAUCGCUGGGGCGAUGCCGUCAUUGAUGCAGCGCGUCAAUUGACACUUGCCAUUGCCACCGGGCUCAAUACGGUGGAGGUUUCAACUACGGGUUCUUUGGCUGACCUGAAGAAAGAAAUUCCUAAGCGAGUCUGGACGGACGAAUUCAUGAUGAAGAUGUUGAAUGCAGUGGAAAGCAUGAAGGAACCCUUGGAGGUGGAUGAAGGGUUGCUCGGUGCUUUCGUAGCAGCAGCAUUGUUCUUCUACAGCGUUUCCACGGUGCUUUGCCGGGACAACAGCGUCUGUCGGAGCCAGAUGUGGAUCGCACGGUGGAACGCAGCCGUUGGAGGACCCCUGCACCUCCUAGGGUCAGUUCAAGAAGAAGAGGUGCGCCAGCUGUGUCAGCCAAUCCGCUUGCAGAUCUUGCUGCGCGGAUUUCUGCUCAGCUUCCUUCUGGGCUGCUUCUUUGCACCUUCCAAUGGCCUGGAUGCGUUGGCUUCCACGGCCCUGGUCUUCAACAUCAAAGCCUCUCGAACGCCUUGGAUCAUUUCUUGGCUCUUCCUUUGGGCUACACACGCCAUCACCGGCGUGUUGGCCGUGAUGGCCAUCGAGGAAAACCAACAGCUUCGUGAUGAGGACCGCAUGCUGAAGGACAUGGAAGCCUAUGGCUCCAUCAACAAAGCACCAGUUGCCAACCAUGCCAUCGGCACCACCACUGCCACCAGCGGCAACGGCUUGCCUUCAACCCAAGCUACGCAGCCACCUGAGCUUGGUGCCGAGCAAGGUGAGAAUGGCUCCUCUUUGCCACCUCCACCAGCACUUCAAGAUCCACCAGGCCUAGGCCUUUCAAGCCCUUGAGGCACAGCCUUGAAUGGCACAGGCUGAGCCUUCUGCCAGCAAGCCUUUAACAGUUGCUGUAAAUAAAAGGUGGUCAUCA
Durusdinium trenchii is the source of this 2262-nucleotide messenger RNA. The record is from the annotation of a GenBank genome assembly. Lineage: Eukaryota; Dinophyceae; Suessiales; Symbiodiniaceae.